Leptinotarsa decemlineata (Colorado potato beetle) is the source of this 478-nucleotide messenger RNA. RefSeq names its product cilia- and flagella-associated protein 251. The record is from RefSeq and is a predicted model, not a curated record. NCBI's taxonomy places the organism in Eukaryota, Metazoa, Arthropoda, Insecta, Coleoptera, Chrysomelidae. Gene Ontology annotation, cellular component: motile cilium. Gene Ontology annotation, molecular function: protein binding.
UUUGUUAAUUGUCACAUUGAAUUUGACAGAUUUGACACCUUGAUAUUUUUAAACGAACUUUAAGCAUAUAUAAACUUUCUGCAAUAUGUCCGACGAAAGUAUUUCUCAUAAAGAAGAUAAGGAAAAUUUACUAUACAUCGCAAGGAAAAUACAUUUAGAAGAAUUCACUAUUAGUGAAGACCAUUCAUAUUUCAGAGAUUCAGUAGAUAAGGAAAGGGAUGCCUUUAUUACUCAACUGGGUUCAGAAGCAAGUUUAAUAACAAGAACUGCAGAAGAGCAAGGUCCUAAAGUUUUUAGAGACCCAGAAAUACUCAACAAAACUCGACCAUUUGAUUUACAAUGGUCAUUUGGUGUGAACACGAAGGUAUCCAUUAGGAAUUUGACAACGUGGAAUAGAAAACAAAUAUUUUUCGCUAGUUCACAUUUCCCAAUUUUAUAUGACUAUUGCACGAAAGAGAUGAUUCAUCUUGAAGGACAU